ACUUUUGUUUUUUCUUCACACACCACCGAAUUGUUCUUCCAAAAUUUUUUUGAAAUUAGGGUUUAAGGUUUCGUACCGGAAAUGGCAACACCAGCAGCGGCGGCGGCGGCACCAAGUACGGCAGCUACUUCCGAGAAGAAGAAGCCUGUUUUCGUCAAAGCGGAAAGCUUAAAGCCAGGGACACAUGGACACAACUUGACUGUUAAGGUUGUUGAUUCGAAUGCCGUCAAAGCCACCGGCGGUGCCAACCGAGGUGGUAGAUCAUCGGCGUCGUUAAAUCCUCGUGGUCCGGUGCGUCUCGCCGAGUGCCUUGUCGGUGAUGAAACCGGGUGCAUCCUCUUCACUGCUCGUAAUGAACAGGUUGAUAUGAUGAAGCCUGGGUCGACUGUCAUUCUGCGAAAUGCAAAGAUAGAUAUGUUCAAGGGUGCCAUGCGACUUGCAGUAGACAAAUGGGGUCGUGUUGAGGUUACUGAACCAGCUGAUUUUGAUGUUAACCAGGAGAACAACCUUUCUUUAGUCGAGUAUGAACUGGUUAACGUGGAAGAGUAGACAGGCUCAAGGGAAAUGAUAGUUUGAAGUUACAGUCGAAUUCUUGUUCUCAAUGUGAAUUAUUAUUAUGCAUCUCUGGAAUUUCCUUGGAUUAAUGAGCAAAGAUGCCCAUAUUUUUUAGCUCAUCAUGAUCCAAUGGCAUCAACAUCAUAUGAUGGUGUUGCUUUGCUCACUUGGUUGGUUAACUAGUUUUAAAGCGUGCGAUUUUUACUUUUCAGUCAUUUCCCUUGUUGUAUGAGGUAAAAACAACUUGCUAAGAAUGGGUAUCUAUUAUGUCUUUGUAUUUCUAACUUUUUUGUUACACAUAACUUGUGCUAUAAAAGAAGCUGACUAUUAUGUAUCAA
Molecule: messenger RNA, 893 nt
Organism: Solanum lycopersicum (tomato)
Lineage: Eukaryota; Viridiplantae; Streptophyta; Magnoliopsida; Solanales; Solanaceae
Source: RefSeq, a predicted model, not a curated record